Brenthis ino (lesser marbled fritillary) is the source of this 3306-nucleotide messenger RNA. The record is from the annotation of a GenBank genome assembly. NCBI's taxonomy places the organism in Eukaryota, Metazoa, Arthropoda, Insecta, Lepidoptera, Nymphalidae.
AUGAGUGCAUCACAACAAUUCCAAAUUCUGUCUGGCGAUCUUUGCAGUAAUCUUUACAUUAAAGAUUAUAAUAAGGAAAAAAUUAAUUCCUUAAUUGAUGAACUCAAUGCUCAACCUUACAAAGCAGAAUUAUUUGUAAGGAAACAGGAUGCUGCAGCUCUUGUAACAUCACUUUGUGUUAGUAUAAAACCAAUAGACGAAUUUUUAGCUGCCAAAACGUCACAUUUAAUUCAAAGUAUUGUUACUAAACAAAAUAUACAGUUUGAUAGUGACUAUUUAUGGAAAGUUAUUGCCUGGCAUGUUGAUUGUAUAAAAAAAUGUUCAGAUAUUAUUUUACCUGAUAUUCUGCACAAUUUGCAAUGUAUAUUAACAAUCAAUCCACUGAGUGGACUAAAGUUUAUAAAUGAAUUAAUUGGGAAGCAGGGACUUCUAUUAAACUUCAUAGACUCUGAUAAGAAUAAUUCAAACCAUUCAAAUGGUCUGCAAAUAUGUUUGCUAGCAUUGAAGUGUAUUAUAUGCUUACUGACAAUAGAUGAAAGCAAAUCAUUUGAACAGAUUGAAAUAUUGCUGGAGAUUAAAGAAUUGGUUUCUAAAAUUGUCAUAAAAUUAUUAUUGAAAGGUCAAGUAAAAUCCCAAGAUGAGUCUAUUUUAUGUAAAGUAGUAAUAUCAGCGUUAAAAAUAUUGUCACAUAUUUAUUUCAAUGACCAAAAGGUGGAUUUGCCUAUGUCAGAAAUAAUUGGGAUUUGCAGAUAUUUUACUUUAUAUGGACUUGUAAAUCAAGGGAAUAAGCCUGAAAGAAUAAUGCCUGCCCAGCAGUCUAUUGCUGCUACACCGGUCAAACCCAAUGCCAAAGGGGGCAAGAAACAGAAAAUAAGAAAACAAAGGAAUAAUGCUAUAGAAAAUUUGAAGAAGGAGAUACCAGUGACUGAUGGUAGUUUAAUGAAAGAUGUUGACAAUUUUGAGAAUAAUUCAGCUUACAAACCUGCUAGUAAGAAUUACUUAGACUCACUAAAAACUAGAACAUGUUGGACAUUAACUAGUGAUUCUGAUCUGUCCGACGUUGAAAAUGGAAGAGAAGCCAAGCUUAUUGCUUUACGGUCUAGAGUUAGACAAAGUGCGGCCAAUUUAUUCCUUGUAGUAUUUAAGACUAAAGACAAAAAGGACAUUUUUGGUUACUGGUGGGCUCUGUUACCAGAUUGUCCAGAUGUGAACAAUUGGUUAGGAGAAGAAAAGUCAAAGAAAACAUUGGCAUAUUGUGCAAUAACUGAUCCCAUUGCCAGUAGCAGAGCCAGUGCACUAAGUGUUAUAUUAACUUUACUGUCUGGAUCUAGAAUGUAUUUAUCUCAAGCUGAAUCAAGCAAAAGAACACACACAUCAUUUAUACCAUUCUCAGUGUCUUUAGGUUAUAUUAUAACCUGUAUGCAUAAAAUAUUAGUCAGUAUAUUAGAUACUGAGAGGAGUCACGCUGUGAUCAUAGUCGCAUUGAAAUGUUGUGCUGCUUUGGUACAAGCGACGCCCUAUCACAAGAUGCAGGAAGGACUAAUAAGUGAACUAGUGAGAUCUACAAGGAAAUUUUUAGUGCACAAAGAUGUAACUUUACAAGUAGGUGCAUUAAUUACUAUAGGCUGUGUUUUAUCAAUUGAUCCAAAAAUCGAUGAAGUAUUAAAAGCUAUGGAAAAAGAUUCUGUGUCUUAUAAAACUCAAAAGCAAAUAGAUAAGGAAAAUAUACCUCUCAAUGACGAGUGUGAUGAUUUUGAAGAGGGAUAUUCUGACGAUGAAAUGUUCACUCUAACUGAUGAAAGUAACCAGACUGAACAAGCUAAUGAAGUGUGUUUUAAGAGUUGGAUUUUAGAUAUUUGUUUUAAGAAUAUGGGAUGGCUGUUUAAAGAUAGCGAAACAAUUAAGUGUAAGCCAUCAGCCAUACCGAUAAUCUUGGAAUCAUUGCAAGUCCUCUCAGCGAUAGCCUUCCACCAUCUCCCCGACCUCCUACAGGCUCAUGUCACCCUGCUAGCAGACAUCCUCAGUGAGAUGCUUCAACACGAACACCAGGAUAUAGUGGCGCAAUCUGCAAGAACUAUUAGUAUUAUUGGCGACGCCAUACAAAAGUUAGAACAACAAGAUCAACCCGUACCUCUAAGCCAAUGCGUUUAUAUGUGGGAGAAACUACUGACUCCUCUAUCUACAGUAUUACAAAGCCACGAGAAUGCCCCCGCCAAAGCCGUGGUUUGUGACUGCAUUGCUAACAUUGGCGAGAGAUCUUUCAAGGAACUACCGAGUCGAACACAAAUGCUGUGCUGUGCUCUACUGGUAGGGUCGUGCAGCGACGAGGAGGCGUCAGUGCGGGCGGCCGCGGUACGCGCCCUCGCUAUGGCGGUCAUGUACAAAACUCUUAGAGAGGACAUUUGUUUUGUAAGCGAUUGUGGAGAGAAUAUUCUAAGAGCGCUGGCAGAACAAACUUUGGUUGUAAGAACUAAGGCUGCUUGGGCCCUUGGAAACCUUAGUGACGCUUUGGUUCUGAAUAUGGAGGAACCGGAGAUAGACGAUAUAGACGAUGACCUGUUACUCCGCUUACUCGAGGUCAGCGUUCAGUGCGCCAACGAUAACGAUAAGGUUAAAAUGAGUGCUACACGCGGCCUUGGAAACCUUUUACGUCUUAUCAAAAAUGAAAAUUUGCAGCGACAACCGCAAUUAAAGUCCUUAUGCGAUAUAGCAAUAGGGAAGCUUUUGGAUUGCGCGUGCAAAGUAACAAAUAUGAAGGUGCGGUGGAACGCUUGCUACGCUCUCGGCAAUGCUAUGAAAAAUGAAAAUUUAUUCACCUGCUUUAAUGGAUGGCAGGGCAAAGUGUUUUCAAAUUUAACCAUCCUAACACAAGAGUGCAAGAAUUUAAAAGUGCGUAUAAACGCAGCGGUCGCGUUGCGCGCGCCCGCUGCCCGCACGCAGUAUGGGCAACAUUACGUGCCAAUAUGGCGCGGGGUGAUGGCGGCCUUGGAGAACGCGGCUAAUGUGGACGAUUACACAGAGUAUAAGCACAAGGAUAAUCUUAUUGAACAGCUCUGCGUGACUCUAGCCCAUCUAUGCUGUUUACUGAAGCCAUCAGAUUUGAAUGAUAUCGUAGAUCCUUUGGUUUUCCACUUCGACUGUGCAAAGGCUCUAUACACACAACUAUAUCACAAACUGCCACCAGAAAACACAUCUUGUCUCAAAAUAUUAGAAGCAGCCAAAUAUAUUACAAUGGACUUAGCUGUUGAAAAUGAUAUACAAUUGCAGUCUUUAGGCAUGCUACAGGAAAUAUUUAUAUGGGAUGUG